AUGAUAUUUAUAAGUCUUAGGACUUUGAUUACAACUUUAAUGUCGGUAAGUAGUACUAGAGAAAUGAUUGAUGAAUUUGUUAAAGGUAUAAGCUUGAAGACUUUUGGAUUUAGAGUAGCAAUAAAAGAAGUCCUAACUGCUAUUCUUAUCAAAGUAUUAAUCUCUUCAAAUAAUUUCAAUUAUUUCUACCUUUUAAUUACAAGUACCAGCAGGAUUAGCCUCAGUUUUCAAUACUGUUGA
Molecule: messenger RNA, 240 nt
Organism: Paramecium primaurelia
Lineage: Eukaryota; Ciliophora; Oligohymenophorea; Peniculida; Parameciidae
Source: the annotation of a GenBank genome assembly